Messenger RNA from Closterium sp. NIES-65, 1728 nucleotides. The record is from the annotation of a GenBank genome assembly. Lineage: Eukaryota; Viridiplantae; Streptophyta; Zygnematophyceae; Desmidiales; Closteriaceae.
AUGCGCAUGGCUUCGCCUACUUGUCCCUCCCCUGCUUGCCACAUUCCCCGCGCCACCAACCUCUCUCUCUCAUCGUGCUCAUCCUUCCGCGCGUCCACAUUGGUGCCUGUUCCGCAAUCCGCGGCACCGCGAAUCCAACGACCGUCGCUGGCCGUUCGAUGCGCAUCUGACGGUGAGGAUGGGGACGGAGGGGGCGGGAGCAAGUCGCGGCUGGGAAGCAUCAUCCGCCGGAAACACGCUACGGUGCAGGCGCGGCUGCAGCAGAUGGGGCAGGACGAGGUGAAUCGCCGCCUGGAGGGCGCAGUGCGUCUGCACCCGCCCGCACAUCCGUACCCCGUUCCUUCCACCUUCCCCCCUUCCUCCGGCCGACCCCUCCCCUUUCCCACAGGCGCGGCUGCAGCAGAUGGGGCAGGACGAGGUGAACCGCCGUCUGGAGGGCGCAGUGCGUCUGCACCCGCCCGCGCAGCUCACAGACCUGCUGCUGCGCGGGGCCCCGGGCGCGGAGGGCGGGGGCGGCCUGGAGGGGCCAGGGGGGGCGGAUUGGGGGCGCACGACGCUGGUGGUGGAGGUGGCGCGCGCGCGCGCCCGUCCGAGUCCCCUGAGAGCCUUGCCAGGCGCUGCCAACAAUACGUUGCUCUUGGCCGCUCCCCUCCGGACCAGAUUCCUUACCCUUCCCCCAUCGUCCCCCCUCCCCUUUCAAGAGCGGGCACAAUGAUGGUUUGCUGGCCUUCGCUUAGAGUAGAAAGAGCCACCGCUCUCCCCUCUCCCACCCCUCUCCCUUCCCCCCCUCCUUCCCCUCCCACCGCUCUCCCUUCCCCCCCUCCUUCCCCUCUUCUCCCCUGCCGCUUCCCCAGGAGCGGACACGGUGAUGCCACGGCUCCAAUGCUCGCCUUUGCCUUUGGACUGGGAGUUGACGUGGCAGUAGAGGUGGUGAAUCUGGAGGAGCUGAAGCGACUGGAGCCGCUCGCCAUUCCCCUCUAUGGCCUCAACCUCUCUGUUGGGCUCGCUGUGUCAGCACCCGGGUUCAGGCAGAGCGUAGCCAGGUCGUUGCUCUCCUCCAUGCCCUUUGGUGCUGCUGCUCUCGUUGGCGCCUCAUCUGUGGAGGAUGUGCGGAUGAUGAAGGCAGCAGGUGCGACAGCAAUUGUGCUCAAAAGGGAGGUGUUUAAAGGGAUGGAGGGCGGUGGCACGGGGUUGGGAGAGAAGGAGGAGGAGAAGGCCUUGCAAGUCCUAUGCCUUCGCGACUCGUCUGCUGUAUAUGACACCCUCGGUUCCGACUCUGCUGCUGCAAUUGUCCCUUCUCCUGAUGAUGGUGAUGACAUUGCUGCUGCUGCUGCUGCUGCUGCUGCUUCUGAAUGGUCUGCCGUGCGAGGGAAGCAGCGGCAGGGGCAGGGGCAGGGGCAGGGGCAGGGGCAGGGGCAGGGGCAGGGGCAGGGGCAGGGGCAGGGGCAGGGGCAGGGGCAGGCGCAGGGGCAGGGGCAGGGGCAGGGGCAGGGGCAGGGGCAGGGGCAGGGGCAUGGGGCAGGGGCAGGGGCAGGGGCAGGGGCAGGGGCAGGGGCAGGGGCAGGGGCAGGGGCAGGGGCAGGGGCAGGGGCAAGCCUACUGAGAGCUUGGCAUGGAAGUACGUCACCCAGCCGCCAUGCUCUGCCCCUCAACCACCUCCUUGUUGUGCUCUUGAACGACCUCCGUAUGGUGCUCUCGCAGCAGGUGCUUCGCCCACGGGCUGCGUAA